GGUGAUUUCCGUUCACUGAAUCAACAAGCGACAGGACUGUGGGAAUGACUUGUUGUUCAGGCUGUGGUGCACGCAAGUCACAGGGUGCCGUGCGGCACGCCUUCCUCAUGGGCAUCAGCGCCGUCUACGCAGCCGCCUUCGUCUCCAUCUACCUGCAGCUUCCGGGCUUGUAUGGGGCGACUGGUCUCGUCCCUGCUCAGGCGCAGCUGGAGAAGGCGGCUGUGAGCGAGGACAACUGGCUGGAGAACUUCAAGGCACACCCGACGGCACUGUGGCUAUAUCAGCCGCUUCAUGAACAUGUGGACACCAUCAUGGACGCUGUUGCCUUGCUCGGCGCCUUUCUGUCCUUCGUCUCUGUCAUCUACUGGCGGUGCCGGUGCCUUCCCGUCUAUGCCGUACUAUGGUUCUGCUACUUUUCCCUGUACCAAGUCGGCAACACCUUCCUCUACUUCCAAUGGGACAUUCUGUUGCUGGAAGUUGGCUUCUUAGCUGCAGCAACAGCACCGCUCGUGUGCGUUCGCAACCAAUAUCACCCUGGUGGAGACCUGAUGCUGUCGCUUGUGCGCUGGCUCUUCUUUCGCCUCAUGUUCCUCAGCGGCAUUGUCAAGCUCACAAGUCAGUGCCCGACAUGGUGGGGGCUGACGGCGAUGGAUGUCCAUUACGAGAGCCAGUGCAUCCCAACACCGCUCGCCUGGUUUGCGCAUCAGCUGCCGCACUGGUUCCAGGCGUUCAGUGUGGUGCAGGUAUAUGUGAUUGAGGCGGUGCUUCCAUUUGGAUUCUUUCUCCCGUUUUCCAGCGUGCGCGUCGUGUGCGCGGUGGCGCAAGUUGUGCUGAUGGCCCUCAUCUUCGUCACAGGAAAUUACAACUUCUUCAACAUCCUCACUGCCCUGCUCGCCAUCCCUGUCCUCUACGACAACGAGCUGAAGGCCGUCGUCUCAUCACGCUUUGUCGACAUGCACGUGUCCGCGCGCAAGCAGGGCCUGCGCCUGAUUAAGCGGCUGCCGUGGUGGGCUGAGGCGCUGUUCCUGCUCAUCGCCGCCCUCGCUGUUGGCACAUUCACGGCACACGCUUUUGACGUGCAUGUGCAAGCAGAUAUGCAUGUGCCCAUCACCGCAACCGUGGCUUUUACCAAGCAGCAGUUCUCGCACUGGCUUACCCGCGCCCUGGAGGCUGGCAUUGUCCUCGGAGCGAUUGGCGUGGCUGUGCCAUGCAUGGUUGCUGUUUUCAAGGCUCUGAGGAAGUGUAACCUUGGGCACCUUGCAUCUGUGCUGCCGCGGGUGGGCGUUGCCGCCCUCCUGUUUGCGGCGUCCAUCGAGACGCUUCGCUGGAACGAUCGCGCCUUUCGCCUCCACACUGCCCCCGGAUAUGAGGUCGUCCAGCAAAGCCACCAGCUGCUCGAUCCGCUGCAAGUUGUCACUUCGUACGGGCUGUUCCGCGGCAUGAGUGGUGUUGGCGGCCGCCCAGAGGUCUCCGUGGAGGGCAGCAGGGACGCGCGCACGUGGCACGAUUACGCCUUCAAGUCCAAGCCUGGCAAGGUCACCGGCAGACCGCCUUUUAUCGCCCCACACCAGCCCCGGCUUGAUUGGCAGAUGUGGUUUGCCGCACUCGGCAGCAUCGAACACAACCCGUGGCUGCAGCACCUUGCCAUCAGGCUGCUUGAGGGCGAGCCAGCGGUGUUGGAUCUGCUUGAGAAGGAGCAGCCGGAUGACAUGCACGUGCGGCCACCAAAGUACAUCCGCAUGCGCCACUGGACAUACCACUACACCAACGCGACAGAGGCCGUUGGCGAAACGGCACCGCUGCGUGGCCAGUGGUGGAAGCGCGAGAUGCGGCCUGGACUGUACAUGAUUGAGGUGUCGCUGGAGUCGCAGGCAAAUGCCAUUGCCGCCAUUCGCAAGCACUUCCACAACGGACGCAGCUCCCUUCCAUCCGUUGAUGCUGACGCCUGCACAGAAUCAUGGCUGUGUGUGGGAACACGAGCUGUACGUCAGGCCAUGCGUGGACAGGACGAGUUUAUGGUAAUGGUGUCUCUGUUUGCCACCAUGCUCGUGCUGCAGCUCAUCUCUUUGGCCCUCUGCAACCCCAACACCAGCAAGAAGACAAACACCACCACCACCAACAACAGAAACAGCAAGCAGCCAACUGCAGCUGCCAGCAAGAAGCGGCAGUGA
Molecule: messenger RNA, 2171 nt
Organism: Salpingoeca rosetta
Lineage: Eukaryota; Choanoflagellata; Craspedida; Salpingoecidae
Exons: 15
Coding region: 45-2171 (708 amino acids)
Biological process (GO): protein maturation
Cellular component (GO): endoplasmic reticulum membrane
Source: RefSeq, a predicted model, not a curated record